This is a messenger RNA of Hibiscus syriacus, 570 nucleotides long. Its product is annotated as 10 kDa chaperonin, mitochondrial-like. Gene Ontology annotation, cellular component: mitochondrial matrix. The transcript has 3 exons. The record is from RefSeq and is a predicted model, not a curated record. Bases 138 to 431 code for a protein of 97 amino acids. NCBI's taxonomy places the organism in Eukaryota, Viridiplantae, Streptophyta, Magnoliopsida, Malvales, Malvaceae. Gene Ontology annotation, molecular function: metal ion binding; protein-folding chaperone binding; ATP binding.
UUUGGUAAUUCAACAGAAACCCUGAAUCCAUCUUAAACCCUAAAUCCUUUCCAAAUGCACAACCUGUCAGCCAAUUCCAUCGCAGAAAGCAGCUCAGCCCCUUCCCCUUUCUCCCACAACAAAAAAUAUAUAUAUAUAUGGCAAAGCGUUUGAUUCCUUCAUUUAAUCGCAUUUUGGUUGAGAAAAUAAUCCCUCCUUCUAAAACCAACUCUGGGAUCUUGCUUCCCGAGAAGACCCCCAAGUUGAACUCCGGCAAGGUGGUAGCAGUUGGGCCAGGAUCACGAGACAGAGAUGGGAAACAUAUCCCAGUUAAUCUAAAGGAAGGAGAUACAGUCCUUUUGCCUGAAUAUGGAGGCACUGAAGCCAAGCUUGGUGAAAAAGAGUAUCACCUAUUCAGAGAUGAUGAUAUCUUGGGAACCCUACAUGACUGAUUUGCAGGUUUGGACUGAAGAAAUUGGAUUCUCUAUGUUCAAACAUGUUCCCCUUGGACUUAUGAGACUAGUAUUUUGCAGCAUGUUUAAGACAUUUUAUUUGUUCCAAGGCAUUUUGGAUGGGGAAAAGAAAUGCUGC